GUCUUCAAUCAUUGGCGGAACGUUUACGAUGUUCCGUGCUUCCUGGAAGUUGAGUGCAGUAGUAUGGCCACUGCUUGUCACCGGGGCGCUGCAUGGUGCGAGGGCGGGAGCCAAGCGUUCGGUGAAGUCUGCACAAAGCCUUGCAGCAGCGAGGGAGGAGGCGUUCCUCUUCGCAGAGGAGCGCCUGCAGCAUGUCGACAUCAUACGCUGGUUUUGUCGAGCGGAGGCAGAAGCCGAAGUGUUCCGUGGCAAGUGCCAGGCCUCAGUGGCCAUCGCUUCGCGGUCGGCUCGGGUAAGAGGGGCCUCGCACCUUGUGCUGGACUGGGCGGCCAAGUCGGUCUUGCUCGGGCUGGCCUCCUUGGGAUCACAGCUGGUGGCUCGUGGUGAGCUCACAGCUGCAGAGCUGACUUCCUACUUCUUUCACGCCUCCUUCUUAGGCCUUGGCCUGUACGGCCUCGUUGGUCUUAUGCCCGAGGUUGCUGUGGCUCGGACGUCAGCUGCGCGGUUGGCAGCCAUCGUGGCCAAGAAGCCGUUGAAGGAGGCGUCAGCGAACACGGCCUUCACUGGGAAGUCAAUGUCCCUUUCCUUUGAGGAUGUUCACUUCAGGUUUUCGGAGGCUGAUGUCUUGUGUGGCUUUUCCUUGCAGCUGGCAGCCGGACAUGUGCCCUUGUUGGCCUUUCAGGGUGUGGCAAGCGAGUUUCUCAGCGCAGUUCAAAGUCGGUGUGGAGCCAAAGAGAGGCGAGCGCCCAAUCCAGACGUUGACGCUGAGGGAGCUCCGCACAAUGAUCUCUGCCUAGCUGGCAUGAACUGGGUGGCUCCGCAGAUACCCGCGCUGCUGGGUGCCAACAUGGCAGAUGCGAUCGCGCACCAGUUUGGGGCCAGGCAUCGGCCCAGCGCAGAGCAGAUUGAGGACGGGGCUCUACAGGUUGUUGUAGCUGCACAGUGGAGAGAGAGGAGUGGCUUACGAGGCCCGAAGGUUAUGACGCGGCGGUGGGAAGAGGUGGAGACCUGCUGCCGGGCACCCGGGGCACUCAUCCGGGAGUCUCCUAUCCUGCUGCUGGACGAGCCUACGUCCGGAUUGGAUGCAACCACAGCAUCAGCGCUGGCGCAGGCGGUGCUCUCUCCGCGACCCAACCGGCCGACAACUCUUGUGGCGACCCACAGCCUCGCCUUGAUCAGGAGCUGUGACACUGUGGCAGUGGUUGCUAACGGACGCGUUGUUCAACGAGGCCAGUUUUCCCAGCUCAUUGCUGACCCGGCCGGACACCUUGCACAGAUCAUGAGGCAAGGAGACCACCAACUUCACCAACCCCAAGCCGCGUUUAUCAACGCUGUUCGGCUGGCAUGGCAGGUCUGGGGAGCUUGA
Molecule: messenger RNA, 1366 nt
Organism: Symbiodinium pilosum
Lineage: Eukaryota; Dinophyceae; Suessiales; Symbiodiniaceae
Source: the annotation of a GenBank genome assembly